AGUGGGAAUCGCCUUCAGGUGGAAUCACUUCUCACACAACAUCAUCAGCACCACCUGUGUGGUCUCUCUGUGUGUGGUUUCUACUUUCGCUUCUGCUUUGGGUGUGAACAAGGGACAGCACUCACCUUGCCUUAACACAGUGUCUGUCCGAAGAAAUCUUAUUCAAGCUUUGAGAAGUAGAAUCUUCUUCGUAUACAGGCCAUCUUGUGGACAGGCACUAAAGUUUGGCAGAUGAAAGUCUCCAGGAAAUGUCCUUGGGACACGUGAUAACCUAAAUCGGCUUUAGAACUAAAAUAAGUCCAUUGUUAGAGAGUGAACUGUAUGUGUAUUUUUAGAAAUUCAAAAAACAUUGUUCAAAGCACCUAAAAUUAAAUCAGAUAAGUACAACUUUGAAUUAUGAAACCACAUCAUAAAAACAGCCUGAUAACGAGUCUUUAAAAGUCUGGGAGUUACUAAUACUGAGCCAGACAGUUGCUACAGUUGGUGACCCAUCUACCUGCAAGGUGUGCGAUUCCUGCUGUCACUGCUGACAAUGUUGAGACCAGAGGACCUGUGGACGAGGACCAGCGUCCUCCUGGUUGUGCUGAGUUGUCUUGUGGGAGGAGAACAGCUCCUCAAUGGCGGCUUUGAGACCAUGAACAACUGGAACUGCUGGAAUUUCAAAUGUGAACUUGUUGCUCCAGGCGACUCGCGCUUUGGUGCUCAUUCUCUCAAGGCGUCUGGCAGGACCCAGUCCUACAUGGGGCCAUCUCAGGAUGUACAGCUCAAGCCCGGGACUUACUACAAGGUGCAGAGCUACAUGAAGCUGCUCAACCAGCUGCCCACCACCAUCGGCCACACCCUCAUGUUGGAGAUCAGCUUCGCUCUGACAGAUGGAAGCUCUACCUACAUCACUGGGGCUCAGCGUAACAUGGUGACCCUUGCUGACGGAUGGGUGCUCAUGCAGGGAGACUUCCUGACUCCUAGUCAAGCCUUCAAGUCAGCAACCUUCUACUACCAAGGACCUGAACCCGGAGUCGACUUCGUCGUGGACCAGGCAACCAUGACCGAAGUGGACGUCAGCAGCGACAACUGGCGGCAGAGGACUGACGAGGUCAUCAACAGGGUGAGAAAAAGCGACAUCAACUUCCGGGUGACUACACCAAGCGAUGUUUCACUUCAUGAUGUCAGAAUUGUGAUCAAUCAGACCAAGAAGUCCUUUCCAUUCGGAAGCGCCAUCAACUCGUGGAAGUACGUGGAUCCAAACCUGCAGAAGUACCGGGACUGGAUCCAUGCCAACCUCAACUGGGCCGUGCUGGAGAACGCCCUCAAGUGGGAACAACUCGAGCCGACUCAGGGUUUCCUGCAGUACGACCGUGCGGUGAAGACUCUAGAGGGGCUGAAGAGUCACGGGCUGAAAAUCAGGGGACAUAACCUUGUGUGGUCUAUCGACGAGUUUGUACCUGACUACAUCAAGGGCCAAACCGGCGAAGAGUUGAAGGCCACAGUUCGUAACCACAUCCAGUGGACGUGCAACCUCACGCGCGGACUGGUGGAGCACUGGGAUGUAAACAACGAGAAUUUGCACGGAUUUUGGUUUCAAAGGCAACUUCAUGACCUCGACUACGAGCUUGAACUUUUCCGCGAGACUCACGCUGCUGACCCCCGCGCCCUCCUCUUCCUCAACGACUACGGCGUUGUGGCUGGAGGCGACUCCACUGGGGCUUACCUGGCCCAAGCUCGUAAAUUUAAAGCUGCCAACGUCAACAUGUAUGGUCUCGGUGUCCAGUGCCACUUUACACCUGAAGUUGAACCCUCCCCCACGAUGAUCAAGUCUCGCCUGGACACACUGGCACAGGUGGGUGUGCCGAUCUGGGCCACGGAGCUGACGGUGGAGGCAGACGACGAGAACAAGAGAGCCGACUACUACGAGCGAGCACUGCGCGCCCUGUACGGCCACGAGGCGGUGGAGGGCAUCUUGUUCUGGGGCUUCUGGGACCAGGCCUUCUUCGCCGGGGUCAAGGCCGCACUUGUCAGUGGGGACAACCUUGAUCUCACAGCUGCCGGACGGCGCGUGAUGGAUCUCUUUUGGAACGAGUGGAUGACGCACGAAACUCACGAGGUGUCGCAAGCCAAUCAGCAAUUCACUGUACGUGGUUUCCAUGGCGACUACCAAGUGUCUGUUUAUUACCGGAACCAGGAGCUGCCGGCCCUCAGGCAAACAUUUUCACUGGUCAAAACCGCUCACACUGUCGACAUCAACAUCACAACAUAGAGUUUCACAUCAUCGUCAGAGUACUUCUGUAUAUGGGAUAAAUAGAAAUAUGAUAAACAUGAAACAUAAACAAGACGUCACAUCAACCGUCGCACAUACACACAUACCUCACCAACAACGUCACUAACACACACACACACACACACACACACACAUGACAAUACAUCAUCGUCAGCUUGUGAUAAAUAUGUCUGAUAAAUGACAAAUAGGACGUCACUUCAACCGUCGCACAUGACAUCACCAACAACGUCACAAACACACAUGACAACA
Molecule: messenger RNA, 2524 nt
Organism: Pomacea canaliculata
Lineage: Eukaryota; Metazoa; Mollusca; Gastropoda; Architaenioglossa; Ampullariidae
Product: anti-sigma-I factor RsgI6-like
Biological process (GO): carbohydrate metabolic process
Molecular function (GO): hydrolase activity, hydrolyzing O-glycosyl compounds
Source: RefSeq, a predicted model, not a curated record